Messenger RNA from Schistosoma bovis, 8931 nucleotides. NCBI's taxonomy places the organism in Eukaryota, Metazoa, Platyhelminthes, Trematoda, Strigeidida, Schistosomatidae. The record is from the annotation of a GenBank genome assembly.
GGCGCUCUUGUCAAGUGUCAAGGAUGUUGUGAAUUAUCGUAGCUUUCUCGGAUUAUUCUUAUGACAUGUACUAGUGGUCCUGUGAUAUUUGUCAUAAAACAAGAUAUUUUGUUCACUUAUUAUUAGAACACUCUCUAUUCCUGUUAUCGUUCCACAUAAAACAGUUCUUGGUAUCAUUGUAAGUUCCCAGUCGAUGUGUAUUAUGCCGAGAAAAAAUAAACCAUCCAGUUUAUUUAAAAAAUAAAUCGCAAAACUGCUUUAAUUUUUUCAUUAUUUUAUCCUCCCUUUUUGAUUACUUAUCUGUGUGUUCCUUUGUCUUGUAAAGCGUAAAUGCCGUUAGUAAUAGGUUUCUUGUUGUAGGCUCAUGUAUUUGGUGUUACCGAGCUUUUUCAUAUCACAAUUCGGCCAUUUUUGUCUGCUAUUAAAUUGCGUACAUCAGUGGUAAGCUGUAGAUACCCUAGCAACCUUACUGACAAUGUCGACAUUGUCAAAUUCAUUACACUCCUUAUCACGAUGUCAUAAAUCAAUAGCACCUACGAAUAUACAACUGAAUAACAGUAAAUCGCCCUACUGAGAUAUUAUGGCUAAGCACUGACUAAAGGUAACGUUCAUAAGUUAAUUAUAGACUAAAUAACCGUCGUCGUGGUUAAAUACCCACUUGUUGUUCUCGAUAUUACCCACAUCGUGUUGACGGUAGCUUACGUCGAAUUUCUUAAGAGGACGUUGACAAAAUACCGAAAGCUAUUAGACUCUACUUCAGAGAGGCCAUAUUCUAAAAAACAUGAACGAAAAAGUGACAUUCUAUACAACUUUUCCCAUUUAUAAAUUUAAUCAAGGCGACAUCAAUUGUAUCAUUUCGUUGAAAUCACGAGGUGAUGUAGGUUAGACCACCAUUAAAAGCCUAAAAGCACUGGAUGUCCGUUUUGCUCUUUCACGGGACUCUUUGACAGUGGUCACCGACGAUCCUGCACAUGGCAAUCGUACCCAGGACCUCCAGUCUCACAAACGCUUAACCUCUAGACCACUGAGUCGGCAUUUAAUGGUGUUGAGAUGUAACUUCAGUCAACCCACGACAUUGCGUCACCGUAUUGCAUUGUCUUCGGUACGUAUCCAUCUCAUAUCCGAUGUGAAUUAGCUCCACUAGUAACGGCUUUUCACUAGAACUCCGUAAAUUCCUUCUCGAAGCUGGUCUCUAGUGAACAUGUGGUAAUUGUCAGUGAGUUGCGGAGGUUGUUUAAAUCGCGAACCAAUCUAAGUUGGACCAUCACUGAAAGCCUGCAAGCACUGAACAGUCGUCUCGUAAUGGUGUGGGACUCAACAGUGCGCAUCCACAAGCACCAUGUUAGUACGAAAUGGCGGUCUAAUCCUUCCAGACUGUCAAUGGUGGUUUGACUUAGAUCGGUUUAUGAUUUCAAUGAUAAUAAAGCAAUUUAGAUUGGUGAUACACUCCAAUUUAGAGUAGACUUUUAUCUUUUCGAUUAUCUUUCUAAUUAACCUCUGUGGACUUGUAAAUUAGCUACUUUUAAUUAUUCACAGUUGUGGAAACCGUUAUUUGUGUGUAGUUUUACCUUGACAAUCACAACAUCUGUUCUCUGACUUUUCUGGCUUUACUCAAGUGUGUACAGUAGCAAUUCUCGAUAUAAUGCGACGGCUUUCUACUCUGAAGAAUCAAGACUUCAAAAUCAAGUGACUCGUAAGUAAUAGAAAGCAAAGACGCAAGUUUCACCAAUAGUUAUUAUUAGUUGGCUACCUCAGUACUACAUAUAAGCGUGUAGUUACAGUAGUAUACUACCUCUACAACUGAGUUAAUUUUGUAAUUCUUCAUUAUAAGCAGUUGUGAUAUAAACAUUCACAGAUAACAAUAACUCUACGUUUAUGACAUAAUAUAUGUCGGGUUUAUCAUCCAUAGCUAUAGUUUGUCAUGCGUAUGACUCCGUAUUCAAUAAUUUCUUGGAGCUGCGUAAUUAUAUACAGUUGUGUUAUUUCACUCACCACUUGGAUUUACCAUAAAUGCUUUUGAAAGUGUAAAUCGACCAUCUUGGAUUUUAUUAUGACUGCGUAGUCACCAUCCUUUCAAAGUAUGCAUCUGUUUCUAUGGCUCCAGAAUACUUCAAUAUUGUUAUUUCAGUGCAGUGGAGUAACGGAUACCACAAGUCACGGGCGAGACGAAAAAAGGAUUAAUGUUGUUGUUAUUUUUAAAGAUAAGAAUAGAUACCUUUAGUAUUAAUUAUUUGUUAACGUCAGGCUCAAAUGAAUGUAUUGAGACCGUACAACGUGCUAUUACUGAACUUAUAAGUACAAAGCCUAAAAGGUAUGAGUCAAUGCAUGUAUUUCUUUUUCUGGUUUGAUGUUUGUCCAAAGCAUUAUUCUGUACCGUUUUAUUUCACAAUUCUUGUUAUUGUACAAUACUCUUAUUUGUAUAGGACAGUUUCAAACACUUCCUUUCUAUGUAAAUGAACUUUGUUUGCCGGAAUCAAAGCUCAUUGGUAAUGAUAGUGAGGAUUUAGCAGCUUCAUUUCACGUAAGAUUCCCAAACUACUGAACAAUGAGUAUCUCUCAUUCGUCAUCACCCAAUUUUGGGGAAAAGCCUCACUUCAAAAUUACCGAUCGACAGCAAUCAACACCUGGUGUGGAAUACCUACAGGGAAAUAAUAAUUGUUUUGAAGAGGAAGAAGAAUGGCAGUCGGUAAGGGUGUUCAGUAAUCUUCUUUUCAGUGUUUUUUUCUUACCUCAUCCUUUGCGUAAUAUGAAAUUUUCGUCCUGAAAUAUUUAAAAAUAGUAAGUGAGGACAAUUGCUUUAGAAAGUUAAGGUUGUCUGCAGAAGGAAAUACAGCCAAAUAAUUUCACUUGUUGACAUUUCUUCAAAAUCGACUUAUACACCAAGAUACUUGACGUUCACUUUAAGUUCAUGGUUCACUACUAGCAUCCUUAGUCUCAACAAGAUUAUUUUAAGUUGUAACUAUAUAAUAACUUAGAUCGUAUAGCCUAAUGUAUACGACAUAGAUUUAGAAUAUCGUGUAUAUCUUUUUCAAUUCUUUUCUCAAUUCGUCAUCAAAGUAUGGGGUCUGGUUUCCCGUAUGUCAUUCAACAUCUAGAUACUUCAGCUUUAAUCUUUCCCAGAUAUUUACAUGACGACUGAUGUAUUCCUUUUAACAGUCAUACUUUUUGUAUUUUGAAACACUGUUCUGUGACAUAUGUCAGACAUUUCACCAUUGAUAACUAGUCGAUAUCACAAAUAUACUUCGAUAUUUUUUCCUAAUCACUUAGUUUCAUUUUAGGUGAAUCACAUUUUGUAACUGAACAAGGUUGAGGUAUUUUUUUCUCAUGGUCGACCUCAUCAUUUCGUUAUCAAAGCCAGUCAACUAAAGUUAUUUGUCAGCUCCUUGUUAUCCUAAGUGAAUAUGAUCGUCAGAUGUCAUAGUUUUAUGACGCCUUAUGUUUUCAUAUAGUCACCAAUAUACUGUUAAGUUGAUACUUGGCUUGAUAAUGAGCAUACGCUCGGUCACGGUCAGUUAACUAAGUAUACAUUAGUGAUGUAAUUCAGCAAUCAAGUAGAAAUUUAUGGAACAUUCACUUAUCAAAAUAUGUAACAGGGUUUGUGUUAUAACUGUGACAAUAAUUGCUGCGGAUUAAGGGUAGCGAAUUAUUGAUCGGACCAAAGACGCACAAACACGUAGAACGACCUAGGGUUCUGAUUGGUCUCGCUUCCCUGUCUAGCCCAGUCAGUUGAGUCCAGAACACAAGUCGCAGCCUUGGAUAUAUGAAUCAUUAUAUUUCAAACAUACUUUGUUUAUAUACCAGUCAAGCAGACCACAACGUACCAUAAAAUAGAAAAUAACAUUGUACAAUAAUGGCCAGUAGGAAAAUGACACGUUAAAUAAAUAUUGACCAAUUAGAUGAUACCAUUUCAUGUCCAAGGAUAGCAUUAGGCUUAGCAGGAUAAUUUUUGGGAUAUUUUCCUGAAUAUCCCAACAGUUUGACAGUCUCUUAUAAAAUGGUAAUCUAAACCUAAAAUGAUGAUGGGCCAAGUAACUGUAUUCAUCAGGUAGCUCAACAGUAAUUACGUAAAUUGAUUUCUUAAGAGAAACGCUGCUGCUAAACUUUUUAACUGCUGUUUGAAAACAGAAUACUAACAGUAAACAUUUUGCUCUUAUCAUCAUUAUCCAUUACUUGCGUUAUGCAUGGUAGAUAUUUGUGUCUUUGAAAAGUAUCUCUUAUCAUUCGGAUAUCUAUUUAACUAAAUGUUAUAACUUCCGCUAUACUGUCCAGAUUUUUAAUAUUAUAGAUUUGGUUCUAAUUGCCCAAUCCCUUUUGUCAUGAAAUUUCUUAGGUUUAAUAAUUUUCUUAAUUGAUAGGAUUUCUGGUCGACUGUAAGUCUUAUAACCGAUUAUAAAUCAUAUCAAUAAACAAACAUCGGAUUUAUUCGGUUUUUUUCCAAUUAUUUACUCUAUGUUUACUUUUAGAAGUUGGAUGUUUGGCGUGAAAAACGUCGUCAAGCCCUACUCACUGAGGCAACAAAAUUUGCUUUACUUCAAGAGCGUGAGAGUAGGGAGAACGAAAGACGUAAGGAAGAAGUAAAAGAUCGCCUUCGUAAAGCCAAGUAGGUGAAAUGUGUAGUUGUUCAACGUUUCCUUAAAAUAUUUUCUUAUCCAAACGAUUGAACAUAAUAGGGCAUUAAAUAGUUCAUGGAAAUAUCUGUACCAAGACUGAUCUCCGGCGGCCUGUUUGAUCAUCUGGGCUACCUGUUCCUGCCAUCUAGAUAUUUCAACAAAUUAUCUAUUUUUGUUUGUUUUAAUAUAUCACUAAGUUUAUUAAUCGCAUAACCUAUUCUGCUGCGUUUCUGAAAAGUGUACAACCUUUCGUUGUCAAAGUUACAAAAAACUCAACAGAAAAUGUGGUUGCUGGCAAUAUACAACGAAAAGAAUGCACAUUAGUCAGAUGUUCAUUUACUGAACUGCUAACAUCUAACUGGCGAUCACUCAAUAUUUAUCGCCAGGACCGACCAAGAAGAAAGAAACGGAAACUUGUUGAAAUACUUUACGCUGAGAAUUCUAUAUUGUACCGAAAAUAUAAUAUUGAAUAAAGGUAAUAAUAAUAACCCACCCUAGUGUUCUCAUAAGCGUUUAUUACAAGUUUAUAGUUUACAAGGUUUCUCGGAUACGGUAAAAAGAAUAAAUUAGCAACUUGUUAUAGUUAAGAAGAUAUUUGAAAAUAAUGUAAAACUAUGUGUUCAUUCAAAGCUAUAAGUUAGUAGAAUACAGUUAUUGAUUUAUAAGAUUUGGAAUUAUAAUCGUAGUUGAAAAACAUAUUAAGCCACGUUCUUUUGUCCAGUCAGUGUAAUUGUCAUCUGCCAAGGUUAGGUACCUCUAUUCCUUUUGUAUUCUUGGAUUUUUUGUCACAUGUGUAUGUGAAGGACACUGUUUUUGUUAGGUUUCGCCUCAUCAUACGAAUGAUUUUAGACCAGGAGUAUGCUUUAAUAGAAUAUUCAUUAUCGAUAGUAUCAUACCUCUUCAGAUUUUUUCCUGUCUUUUUAAUCAUGUGGUCAAUAAUCCAGAUCGUUUCACUUCAAUUCUUCACACUACUGUAGUUAUCAAAUGUUGAAUAUGAUAUGCAUUUAAUAGUUGACGCCUUGCAACUGACUAUUUUCAUUAUUUUUCUUGCAAUCCUAGAAGCCAACGUAAUCUAAUUUCCAGUGGACAUGUUUCUUCCUUAGAUUUAGCUCCACCACCAAAAAUAAAUAGUCCUGGCGUCGCAUUACUAACAGGUAGCGAUUUUGAUCCGCUCACUUUUGGUCAUUUUGAAAAAAAUCAAAUAGAUACAGUCUCACCAUCACAAUCGGUUUCUUCAAAUAAAUUUCAGUACACAGAUAGUUCAGAUCUUUAUAAGUCAAAUGACUCCGAGACUAAUUUGAAGGCCUACUCCGAUUGUUCUUCACCUGUGUCUGAACUGAAAACUGAAGUUCAGAGUAAUAUUACGGACAAAAUAAUGGAUAUUUCUUCUCCAAACAAAAAUUCUGUCGAAAAAUAUGCCAAAUAUAAUCAAAUUGAAGUAAUUCGUGAUCUCAUGUCAAAACCAAAUAAUUGCAACGUUGAAGUCACCCCGGAAACCAAACUGCCUUUUGAUGCGAGUCUUGAAAAUAAUGACUAUUCAGAAUGCAAAUUACGUUUGUCAUCAAGACCUGGAGUAUCAGAGGUUCAUUGGGGACUAACAAUAAAAGCACGAGGUCCUUCAAAUACUUCCCCUUUUGUUGUUGAACGCGUUAAAAUUGGUAGUUCGGCAGAUAUCUGUGAAUUUCAAAAAGGUGACAUAUUGGCUUCUAUUGAUGGCAUAAACCUGGGUACUAGUCGGAAGAACACUGACAAAAACACCAGUCAAGUUACAAACUUAGAGGAUCUAGAAAACUUGAUGGCUCGGUUAGUUUUGGCCAACAAACCAAUUACUGUUCAGGUCUUCAGAAAAAUGGAUGAAUUUGAUGAACUGAACGAUGGCGAAUCGGAUACAGGUGGAGAUUUUUCUGUCGAAUCAGCAGCUGUGAAAUCCAAACACACACCAAGUAACAUUAGUGAUUCCGAUAGUGAAUGCCAUGAGUUACUUGUUUCUCCUGUUGUCAAGGUUUCUCACAAAACAUCUCCUGUUGAUAGCCCAGUUUUACAAAGAUCUAUCACAAUUACACAUUCACGUCAUAGGUCACCUUCCCGAAGCUCAAUUCAAAUUUCUGAUGACGAAGUUAACAAUUCAUCUGUGUCAUCUAACUCCGAAGUAAAAGAAUACAAUUGUCUAAAAGGGAACUUUAAUAUUUCGUCCAAAUCAAUUGGUUUAAUUUCUAAGAAUGAGAUUUCUCCAUUAUUUAAAUCACAUCAAGAUAAGUCUAAAGAUGAAAUUUCAAAUCCUGCGGAAUUUGAUAUAUCAUCAAAUACACCAACUCCAUCGGAUUCAGCAAAUUGCAACAGUACUUUAUAUCAUAAACAAAAUGUAGAAGUAACUUUAACGGAACCUGUUUCUUUCUCAUUGGUAACUGCAUCCACACUAUCUCCAAGCAUUCAAAUGACCCAUCAAAUACAGCCAACUGUUUCUGUUUUGGAGGAUAUUAAGCCUACUGGUUUUAUACAUAAGAAAAUAACUCGUCCAGAACACUUUGCUGUGAACAGAUCACUUGGACAAGAGGUAACAUAUGUUUCAAAAAUUGUUGGAGAUUCCCCCACAUCAACACCUACAUUUCUAGGUGAAACGACUUCGCAUCUUUCGUCGUUACCCAAAACAAGACAUGUAUCAAAGCAGAGAACAUUCCAUAUUCAUCCCAAACUGCCUGAAACAUGGGAUGAUAUUCCCUCUCAUACAUCUGGUAUUCGAGGUUCAUUUCCCGCAAACUAUAAACAGAAUUCAGUGUUCAAUGUUCCUCCACAAUCUUACCCUCUAUAUACUACAGAUUUGUGUAAAUCAAAACAACUAGAUUCCUUCCGACCCCAUGUCCCUCCACGGCCUAUUCCUAAAGUAACUCGUGCUGCACCCCAGUUUAGUGGAUUCACUACGACGGUUGAAUCUGAAUCACGUCCAUCCAUCUUCAGUUCAAGAAACCAAACGAUUCCAGUUAAGUCCGAUUCACUUUCCGAUACAACAAAAAGCAAGUCCCUACGUGUCUCAGAAUCCGAUAUUUAUGUCAACACUUCGAACAUUCGUUCUUCACCACAACCUGAUGCAUUGAUACCGAUGACUAAAAUUAAACUGAAUGGUGAUGAUAAACAAAGCAUCACCGAAGAUUUUGUUAAUGACCACGGUUUGGAAAGAUCAUCUGUUAAAUAUGCUUUGAGGUCUUCUGAUGAAACUGAGAAAUUUCCACUGCCAGUACAUCAAGUUUGCGAAAAUUCGGAGGUUGAAGUACCACCAAUUCCCCCUCGGACGCCACGCGUGCGAAUAGUCGAUAUUAAUCAAUUAUGCGCAGCGUGUAAUUCCAAACUAGAUUCUGAGGACUCAAUGGUUAUUGAAUCCUUAAAUCUAUACUAUCAUUUACCAUGUUUUGUAUGUGCAAGAUGUGGAAUUGCGUUAGGCGAUGGUCUAUCAGACGUGGAAGUUCGUGUUCGGCGUAACUUGCUUUACUGUUCACAUUGUCAUUCCAAGAAUCUCACUGUAUCGAAUUAUAACAAGAAUGAAUGUCAUCCAACGAUGCAAAGUGUGCAACCUAGCUCUCAACCACUAAAACCCACUGAUAAACGACACCGAAACGGUUCAGAACAGCAGUUAUCAUCUAAUUUAAAUAAACGAUUUGACUGCCUCAUUCCAAGAAAUGGAUGUAACCUUACCGCCAAAACACAAAUUAGUUGGCUUUCGUAAAUUUCAACACAACUGUGUUAUUCCUGCACUGAUUUACAUACAAGAAAUUAAUGGAAGAUAAACACAAUAAUAUCAUGAAGUUAAAAUCUCUAUUUAUUUAUUUCAGCAUCACGUUCUGUAAACUGCCUUCGUUUUUCCUUUGUUUUAAUCAAAAGAACACAAUUUCUCAAUAUUGUGCACUAUGACUGACGAUUCGAGCUUAAUAACUGUGAUUUCGACGAGUUCAAACCGGAAAUUUAGAUCACAAACAGGCUUCGUAAGAUGAUUCCUACUUAAUCAUAAAUUUGAGCUAUAACAUGCACUUUUAUCUUUCAUAAAAACUGAAGCUACAAUUUUGUACGCAUAAUUUUAUUUUGCUUGGCGAUAUCCUCUUAUUUUGCUACUAUUACUUUUACAAUUGAUUCGUUAGUUGUCCUCUAAAAUAUCAUUUAUAUAUUAUCAUCUAAUUUUCUCUAUAUGCGACUCUAUCGUCACACUUAUGUACAAUCCUUUUAAAAAUAUCGUACUUUAAACUAUAUAAUCGGAAUAUGUCCAAGAUAUCUUAAAAUACUACUAGUGUGUGUUUAUAGUAGCAUUGAAAUAUCAAAGUGAAGAUAUACGACA